AUGUCAAGGAGACAGUUGGCCUACGCCCCGACGCCAUACUCAUACACUCCAACAUCCAAUCUAUCAGCUACAAUAAACCUGGAUGAGGAAGUCAAGUUGUCCACCACAAGUGCGGAACGAGACCUAUACGAGUCUCUCGCGGAGGUGUAUAGCAUCAUCGUCACUCUAGAUGCCUUGGAGAGAGCCUAUCUAAAAGACUCAGUGACUGAUGCUGAGUACACGGAGACGUGUAACCGUCUACUCAAGCAGUAUAAGUCCAACUUGUCCGAUGAGACGGUAUCCAAAGCGUUCGUGGAUCUUGAAACGUUCAAGGGUGCAUGGGAUAUCGAAUGCCCGCGAGCAACUGAACGGUUGCGAGUAGGCCUUCCAGCCACAGUCGAGCAUCCAUCCGCUCGACCAGCGACCCAAGGUAGCGAAGCCAAUGCGACCUUGGUUGUUGCAGCCACCGAGAACUUCAUCACGUUGCUCGAUGCCAUCAAAGUCGGCAUGGUCGAGAAAGACCUACUUCAUCCCCUCUUAGUCGACAUCAUUCAGGCGGUCAAUGAAGUCUCCGACAAAGAUUUCGACAACAAGGGCAAGAUCGUAGAAUGGCUUAUCACGCUCAACCAGAUGCGAGCGGCGGAAAAGCUCACGGAGGAUCAAGCCCGAGAGUUCUCGUUCGAUAUGAACCAGGCCUACAAUGGUUUCAAAACCACGCUUACCAGAAAAUGA
Eremomyces bilateralis CBS 781.70 is the source of this 711-nucleotide messenger RNA. RefSeq names its product vacuolar sorting-associated protein. Gene Ontology annotation, molecular function: protein-containing complex binding. Gene Ontology annotation, biological process: protein transport to vacuole involved in ubiquitin-dependent protein catabolic process via the multivesicular body sorting pathway. Gene Ontology annotation, cellular component: ESCRT I complex. The record is from RefSeq and is a predicted model, not a curated record. Bases 1 to 711 code for a protein of 236 amino acids. NCBI's taxonomy places the organism in Eukaryota, Fungi, Ascomycota, Dothideomycetes, Eremomycetales, Eremomycetaceae. The transcript has 3 exons.